Eruca vesicaria subsp. sativa (arugula) is the source of this 451-nucleotide messenger RNA. Lineage: Eukaryota; Viridiplantae; Streptophyta; Magnoliopsida; Brassicales; Brassicaceae. The record is from the annotation of a GenBank genome assembly.
AUGGCCUCUGAGUCUCCGUCGAGACAUUGUGGUGGCAAGUUGGUUCUCAAGGUUCCUGAUAACAAAGAGUGUCUCAAGUUCAAGACAGACCAUGCACAAGAAGCAAAGAAGAUGGAGAAACUUAAUAACAUAUUCUUCACCCUCAUGGCCAGAGGACCUGAUGUUGAUCUUUCUAAAGUGAACGGGAAAGAACAGAUGGAGACACAGCCUGCGAAGAAAGGAAGAGGAAGGAAGCAAUAAGUCCCAUGAUUCUCCUUUUCUUUCUUUCUUUUUUGGCAUCAAGAUUUUGAUCCAUUGUAGCGAGUUAUUUUGAGACGGGGAUACUGAUGAUAGGAUGAUCAAAUAUUUGUUCUAAUUUAAGCUGACAUUAUGUCUGAAAAUAGAAAUUUUAUGGAAAAUGCUAAUCAUGUAAUCUUAUCAUCCAAGCUUUCUGUCCUCUAAGUAAAAUGGC